GUCACCGCCGUCCCCUCGUCCUCCUCACCUACCCACCCCACCAGAACCCUGCCAUGGCCCGCCGCGCACCCGCUGCUGUAUCCCCGUUCGGCGUCCCGCAACGUCGCGCUAUCCAGGACCCCAACGAAUCCGCGUUUUCCCGCUUUCUACGGGAGGAGAUCUUCUCGCCCGAGAAUAUCGAGGGCAACCUCAAGAUUGUCACCUCUGUUGUGGUUUUCUUCGGGGGAAUCGCGGCGAUGAGGACAUGGGGCGAGCUCAUGAUCCCGGCAUGAGCGAGACCCACUCUCCGGUGCCUUGGGAGGCGGAGGUAUGGAGGGAGUGCAGUGGGGGUUUGUUGACGUCAGACCUCUUUCCGAUGCCGGACACGCAAAAUCGUAUCAUCGCUCGUCGACCACGGCCGUUCAAUCGCCCUGUUGGGGAACUGGCAACACUGUACUCAUCGUUCACGGUCGAAUUGCACGCUAUCAUGUAUCCUAAGCCGUCAUAAUUGUCCUCUGUCAAGCCAUCACACCAUCUCAAUAUCUUGCCCUUUUGCAUCCGCCAUCCUUGGACGCUUCCCUGAAUUAGGUGACCGAUACUCAUACCAUCUCUUGUUUUUGCAAAUCGUUCUAAAGGACACCACGCAGGAUGGUGUCCGUAACAGUAUAAGAGAGGAUCAUUACAAGAAUAAGUAGGGGAGACGAACCCUUGCUUGCGAC
Molecule: messenger RNA, 698 nt
Organism: Dichomitus squalens LYAD-421 SS1
Lineage: Eukaryota; Fungi; Basidiomycota; Agaricomycetes; Polyporales; Polyporaceae
Exons: 2
Coding region: 54-272 (72 amino acids)
Source: RefSeq, a predicted model, not a curated record